AUCGCGUUAUCAACAAGCAAACUACUUUACCGGUCUUAAUAACUUUAGUAUUAAGACCUCGAUCAUCCCUCUGCAGCUAUUUUCAAUGUUUUCCUUUUUCUCCAGACAACAGCCACAGCAACCACAACCAGAGCCGGCCAAGGAAGCAGCUACAAUGACAUCCACCGAACGGCCACCGAUCCAGCACGUCGACGAGGCUUCCUUCAAAGAUGUGUCCAGCCGCGUCGCCUAUCUCAAAGCUUUCCUCAAAUUCACCGAUGAAGACGGCGCUGCUCUGAACGCUGCGAAACCCAUCAUCGCCCCCGCCGUGCCCGCGGUCCUCGAUAUCAUCUACACAAACCUGAUCUCAUUCGACGUCACUGCGAAAGCCUUUGUGCCUCGCCAACCCGAGCAGGACCAGAACGACGCAGAGGCAACUAGUGUCGAAGACCUCACACUCACGCACCCCAAUAUCCUCCACCGCAAAGAUUUCCUGAAGCUCUACCUUGUCAAGCUCGUCAGCAACACAGACUGGUCGGACAAUAGCAAGUUCUGGGAUUACCUCGAUAAAGUCGGCCUGAUGCACACGGGAGAACCUGGCUUCAAACACCGUGCCAAGCGGCCUCAGCUUCGCGUCGAGCUGAUGCACUGCAGUGCUUUGCUGGGAUUCGUGGAAGACAUUGUUCUCAACGCUGUCAUGGGCGCGCAAGAUGUUGACCUUCCCACAAAGACGAAGAUCAUCCGCGCCUUUAACAAGCUCCUCUGGAUCCAGAAUGAUCUAUUCUUGAAGCACUACGCUCCAGAACCGUGGAGCGAACAGAAGGAAGAAGUGGCAGCCAAUUGAAAUCGGUGUCUCCUGCCGUUACGCACCUUUUCUUCUUUAAUGACAGAAAACAUCCAAAUGGAUAGAUGACGUGAAAUGACCUGUUGACCACUUUCCACUCUGGGGUUCCGGCGUUGGGAUAUUAUUGUGUGUUGGUACGCAGUGCUUCGCUUUUUUCACUUCACCGUUUUCGUUUGCGAAUACCAAUUGCCCGCAUAUUUCUUCGAAGCCAUUGUCGAAUUUUCGAAGAUAGAGAGCAUUCAGGUGAUCGGACUUGUAGUGGAAAUAGCAUCCUCUUAAAUAAUUCUAAGCUAAGAAUCCUCCUAUACUUUUUUCCAUUA
Coccidioides immitis RS is the source of this 1143-nucleotide messenger RNA. RefSeq lists its product as uncharacterized. Gene Ontology annotation, molecular function: oxygen binding; heme binding. The transcript has a single exon. The record is from RefSeq and is a predicted model, not a curated record. Lineage: Eukaryota; Fungi; Ascomycota; Eurotiomycetes; Onygenales; Onygenaceae. Bases 86 to 823 code for a protein of 245 amino acids.